Messenger RNA from Dicrocoelium dendriticum, 585 nucleotides. Lineage: Eukaryota; Metazoa; Platyhelminthes; Trematoda; Plagiorchiida; Dicrocoeliidae. The record is from the annotation of a GenBank genome assembly.
AAGGGAAAGACUGCAAUAAAUGCCUUUCAUUCACCUAAACAAAUACGAUUUUCCAAAAUCAUUGUAUCAAGCAAACCAUCCAGGAGUACUGUAUCCCAGCAUAUGCGUAAAAAAGAAAUGGCUGCUAAAGAUUUGGAUUUUGGUCCUUGGGAGGAUGGUACGUUAAAUGAAAGGUUGACUCCAUAUCAAUGCUUUAAAGGGAGCACUGAAUGCGUGAAAUUCUCAUUGGGCGCAGCUCUACAGAAUUUGGAAGGAAACUCGCUUUGUGCUCGUUGUGAAGAGCCAUUUACCCCGGAGGAGAAGAUCAUCUCUUGCAAGGAGCAAUUAUUUCAUGACAGUUGCUUUGUUUGUUCCCAGUGCUUCAGACCUCUUGAAUUAUCCGAGUUUUACGAGCAUAAGGGCAGGCGGUAUUGUAGAUACGAUUUUCAAAUCCUGAUUGCACCGCUUUGCUCCAGAUGCGGGCAGUUCAUCAUGUCCAGAGGGAUCAAAGCGAUGCACCAAAGUUGGCAUCCAGAGUGCCUAACAUGCGAAUUCUGUGGUCUCCCACUGGUGGCAGCGGGACUUCAAAAGUUUCAAAACAAGUGA